AUUGAUGACGCAAAUUCUGAUCGGCGUUAUCGCAUUAAUCGUCGUUUGGGAUGCUCUCUCGGAUUUCGAGCACUUGCCACGAAGCGCGAUGAAUAAGUUUGUUGUUGUGAGUGAAUCAUGUUGUUGUCAGAGCUAGAUUUAGGGUUUCGGGGUUUUUGAAAGGGGCGAGAUUUGCUCAAGUGACGAGGACUGGGCAUGGUUUGAUGGAGAUGGGAGGUUGAUCCUGAGGGUGGAUCGUGUGUGCGAUGAACUGUAGCGAUUCUAAUGACCUGAGAUUGGUUUUGGUCCCGUCGCUGCAUUUGAAUCCGUGUGCAUUUGCAUUGCGCCUUCGGGAGUGGAGGGAAACAGCUUAGCGUCGGGAAGCGACGAGGAUGGCCGACGAGGAGGCGGUUGCGACAGCUGAGGAAGCAGAUGGUGAUGAAGAAUGUGAGGAUAUGGCGAGGAAUCAGCCUCUGGAAUCAGAGCCUCCAGUGUCAGUUUUGAAGAAGGCUCGCCCGAUUGGCGCUGCUAGGAAGCGCAAGAUUGUGCAUCGUACCAGAUCGGGCAAGAGGAAGGAUGUGGAGACGAAGACGGUCUCGCUCAAGAAGAUGAAGGAAGCGGUAUCGAUGGACUUGUCGGACCCGUCGCAACUCACCAUGAAGGAGAUCAUUCGUAGGGCAGAGGCUAUUGAGAGGGCGAAAGCGAGGGAGGAAGCGGCCAAGAAAGGCAAAGGGAAAGAUAAGAAAGGUGCUGGCACCACAACUGCAUCAAAGGACAGGAAUACUCCUGCAGACCAGGAUAUGCCUGCCCAAUCUGCUUCUAUCUUGACACCUCAAGUGACGAUCGUGAACGGGCGCAUUGUUAUCAAUCAACAGAGUUUGGUGGUGGGUGCCCAAGCCAGCACACGAGAGGAUACAAAUACUUAUCAAAGGGUGGAGGAGGAUAGACCUAAGCUCAAUUAUAAUUCUUAUUCCAAUCGAACACCCGUGGAGAGGUGGAAGCAAGAAGACACGGAUUUGUUUUACAAGGCACUGGAGCAAUUUGGAACAGAUUUUGAGUUGAUACAGAAUUUGUUCCCAGGAAGGACAAGAAAACAAGUGAAAUCGAAAUUCAAGAACGAGGAGAGACUGAAUCCACUACGCCUUUCGGAUGCUCUUGGUCACAAAACACAAGAUCAAUCCCACCACUACAGAGCCAUCCUCGAAAUGAUUAAAACAGAAAAGCCAGCUGCAGAUUCGGAUGAAAUGUUGCUGGAGAGUCUUCUGCAACCUGUCGUGACGGACGAAAGGGCCAGUGAUCAGCCCUUACAAACACAAGCGAGCACUUCAGGGGAUAAAGUUCAUGCGGAGGACAACGUAGAUGUAGCUAUGAACACGGUAGUUUUAGACAAGGUGAAGCCGGAUGAUGUAACUGCGCCUGCAUCUGAACUAAUCGAUUCCACAGCAGCGGUUUUGCCCCAGUCUGAGGUCGAAACAAUUACCGUGAAGGACGAUCCACCCGCGUCAGAAGCUCCUGAAACUCUUUCAUCUCAUCAAAACAAGAGUAAAGCCUCUGGAAAUCCACUCGGCAGCUAUGGGAAGGAACCCCUGUCUAAGAAUCCCCGGGGUAGCUAUGGGAACAUGUCUAGGAACCCCUUGGGCAGCUACAAGAAGAAUCCCUUGGGUAUGUACAAAUAGCGAUAGACUUUUUUUUUUACUUAUUAGUUAACCCAUCGGUCUCCACUUGCCUGAAAAUCUCCAGAGAAUUUUGUGCGGCAUCUACUUUAGUCCUCCAAACUUUCCGGGUUUAGAUUCAAGGGUGUUAAUAGCCCAACGGGAGUACACAUGAGUCAUUACUGCUACUGAAAGACUAUUCUGGCAGAACCUAUUCGACCUGGUUACAGUAGCAUGUGAGGCUUUUCUACGUGAAUCACCCUUGUACAACAGGCCAGAUCUCAUUGAAAACUGAAAAUUUCAGCAAUUUUGCAUGCA
Messenger RNA from Physcomitrium patens, 1949 nucleotides. RefSeq lists its product as uncharacterized. Gene Ontology annotation, biological process: RNA polymerase III preinitiation complex assembly. Gene Ontology annotation, cellular component: transcription factor TFIIIB complex. Gene Ontology annotation, molecular function: TFIIIC-class transcription factor complex binding. Lineage: Eukaryota; Viridiplantae; Streptophyta; Bryopsida; Funariales; Funariaceae. The record is from RefSeq and is a predicted model, not a curated record.